Magnolia sinica is the source of this 936-nucleotide messenger RNA. RefSeq lists its product as uncharacterized. The record is from RefSeq and is a predicted model, not a curated record. Bases 1 to 936 code for a protein of 311 amino acids. The transcript has 2 exons. Lineage: Eukaryota; Viridiplantae; Streptophyta; Magnoliopsida; Magnoliales; Magnoliaceae.
AUGCGAGUAGAGAAAGACUUCGAGCACACCAUCCGGUCCCGCCUUCCAGCACGAGAUGCCUCGACUAGAACCAGGAAGGCACCUCCUGCUCCUCCCAUUCCAGCAGGAAGGUUUCCGCUACUCGCACGAGCUCUGCCUUUGCCUUCAGGAGAGAGUUGUGGUUACUGUGGGUAUCCCACCUCGGGCAAACCGACCCUAAUAGAACCAGGCGGUGGGCAGAGUAGCGCCCAGGCCCCAGCAGCCCAUACAGGGCCCUCCAGCUCACCGGAGAGCUCCCCUUGCACGAGUGUACAUAGUUGCUGCUCAGAGGCUGAGCAGGACCCCCUUCAAACUAUCCAUGGUAAUGUUCACAUUAACGGUACUCCUGUACUCACUUUAUUUAAUUCUGGUGCAACUUUGUCUUUUAUUGAUUCUGCAAUUGCAUUUAGACUAGAAUUGAACACAACUCGGAUACAUGCCCCCUUAGUUGCAGCAUCCCCUAUGGGUAAGUUUAUAGAAACAGACAAGAUGUACAGAGCAUGUCCCAUCACUCUCACAAAUCAUGAAGUGACCGUGGACCUAAUCGUCAUGCCCGUCAGACACUUUGACAUCAUCCUCGGGAUGGGCUGGCUUACAUCAGUGCGUGUAGUCAUGGACUGUCGCGAUAAGACAGUUACUAUAUCUGUCCUCGGGCAGGCCUCUUUCACUUUGAAAGGAAGAGGCAGAUGCCAAGAGUUUGAGAGCUUGCAGGCUCUAGAUGAAGCUGAGACAGUGGAAGCCACUAUCGGACGAAUACUAGUAUUAGUCCGAGACUUUUCUGAAGUGUUCCAAGAGAUACUGGGACUGCCUCCUAGGCGUGUAGUAGAUUUUUGUAUCGUUUUUAAACUAAGAACCGCUCCUAUAUCACUCCCUUUGUCUCGCAUGCCUUCUUGCGAGAUGAAGGAGCUAAGAUGUUAG